This is a messenger RNA of Austrofundulus limnaeus, 418 nucleotides long. RefSeq names its product tetratricopeptide repeat protein 1. The record is from RefSeq and is a predicted model, not a curated record. NCBI's taxonomy places the organism in Eukaryota, Metazoa, Chordata, Actinopteri, Cyprinodontiformes, Rivulidae. Gene Ontology annotation, molecular function: protein binding.
AUGGAUGUCUAUGGUCUGCACUGCUGGAAACGGAAGAAGGAGAAGAAGCCGGUGUAUGACCCGGAAGUGACGUCAGAGAUCGCUCCGGCCCAGCAGCGCGGUGUUUACAGUGUGGAGAUGAGCAGCCCAGGAGGAGAACCAGUAGCACAGAAGAAGGAGGAGGAGGAGGACAACUUCUAUGACUGCCAUGACAGUCUGGAGCCUCCUGACAUCACAAACACAAAGCAGGAGGACACAGACAGCAGACUGACAGCUGCAGAGGACUGUGACCUUCCUACAAACACACAAACACACAGAGAAGAAGACAACAGUGAGACAGAAGGACAGCAUGAGGCUGAGAAGGAGCAGGAGGACACAGACAGCAGACUGACAGCUGCAGAGGACUGUGACCUUCCUACAAACACACAAACACACAGAG